Molecule: messenger RNA, 1965 nt
Organism: Saccostrea cuccullata (small rock oyster)
Lineage: Eukaryota; Metazoa; Mollusca; Bivalvia; Ostreida; Ostreidae
Exons: 3
Coding region: 774-1550 (258 amino acids)
Source: RefSeq, a predicted model, not a curated record
UGUAAAAGAAAAUAAGCCUUUAUUUAUUGCACAAUAUUUACACAAUUCCAAUAUCAUAAUUCAAUAUAUUUUUUACAUUAAGUGUGUUUUUAUCAUAACUAUAUAACAAUUAAUUUCAAUGCUAUUGGUCUCUAUUAGGAAAAUAGAGGAAACCAUUUCCAGCGUGAUCCUUAUAAUUUUUUCCGAUCUAUCCAAUAAUUUGAAUCUAAUAUCCCCUAAUAGACAAAAUCCACUGUGCAUAUGUAGAAAAAAACCUUAUCACAUAUAUAUUUUUUAUAAUGACCAGAGUCCACAAGCACAAAGUUUGAAAAUUCUCAUCCCCAAAUUCACAUCUCAUCGCAACUCUUCUAAAAUUGGCUUUACCAGCACAAUUGUAUCAUGUGACUCCCGCGGAAGUAAUCGACCGUGCUCCAAUCAAAAAGACUUCCGCGAUAUCCUGUAUAUAUAUAUAAACUAUAGUGAUUGAUAAUGAUCAAUAAUCGAUACGAUCAAGAAAUUAAUAGCAAUGGGUAAAAACACUAUACUAAUGAAUUUACAUUUAAUAUCAUUUAUUAUGUACAAUAUCAUCGAUGUUAUUCUUUUAAUUUAAAAUUGAAUUAUAAUGGACUUAAUACGUAAACUCUUUUUUAUAUUUGUUAACAUCAAACAUCAUUUAUUAUAUACCAUACAUACUGCGUAAUACACUUAUUUUUAAAUAUUUUAUGAGAACAAAUGAUCCAUGAAAUAAUUGUAACAUAAUUAUUCAAAAAUUACAUCACAUUUAUUGACUUUAUAUGAGGAUAUAUUUAUUUAAAACUUUCGCCUUUUUUCUUUUGUAUUCAGGCAUCUUGACUUUAACCGUGCUAGCAGUAUUUCCAGCACUUGUUUUUGGUAACCCUAUUCGAACUUUAGCUUCGACAUUUGAAGACUGGAGGAGUCCUUGCGCACAACCGGAAACACAGCAGCUUCCGGACUUUUUACAGAGUAUUACACCAACAGUACAACCCCUUCCACAAAUCCUGAGGGAACUUAUAGUACAUAUGAAAGAAACAAAAGAGAAAAUAGAGGAGCUGAAACAUAACUAUACCCAGGUAAGGGUAAAACAGGGGGACUGUGAGAACAAUUUAGACGCCGCCUAUCUCCGUCUGGACGGAUUUCCAACCACCCCCUCCUUCAAAGGAUCCCUGCGCAUGUUUGAAGAAAGAAACUUGACUGAUAUCCUACUCACCGAUUACCACAAACUAUCCGUGGUUAUGAUCUUCCUGGAACAGGUGCGUUGGGACGAAGAUGUGUACGAGAACGACCAGUUUUUACCUAUCCUUAACGACAUAUUCCGCCGCCUGAAGUCCAUUCUUUGUGUUUUGACCAAUGCCCUCACGUCUCAGAAUGCCCAAGUCACAGAAUUCGCCAACAGGAGUCAUUCCAUGGGCCAGCGGUACAGAACCAUGUCAAGGGCAGACAACCAUGAUCGGGAUUACAUAAUCAUGAGGCAGAGUUUGAAACUGUUUAGUAACAUGAUUUUGAAGUACGUUGCGUUGAAGGACUUCUUGGAUGAUCCAAACUCGGCAUAGUAAAGCCAAGGAACCGUUUUGUGUUGUGAAGUUAUUUAUUAAUUGGUAUGUACCUGGGGGUAUUUAUGAAUGGCUUAUUAUAAACUAUAUUAAUGGACCAAAGAAAUUUUGACUUUUUAUCAAUAACAUAUAUGUAUAUUUUUAACUGAAUGCCAAUAUUUGUAUGAAUUUACAUUUUGUUGGUUACAAUUAUCCGCCCGUGUGUUUUGUUGUGUUAUUAUAAACAUAUGCUCAAGAAACAUAUCAUAUGAGUUCAAGAAAUUAUAUCAAUAUUUUUCUUUUAUUUUGAUUCGUGCUUGUUUGAAAAAUUGAUAUUUAUUUAUUUAUUUUUGAUAGAUUGUUUUUAUUGCAGAUGAUUUAUAUCAUGAAAAUUUGUUGCUUAAUAAGUAAAUUUCAUAGCAUACAUAGUAUUUUU